GUUGUAAACCACAGUAUCUGUUUCAUAUGUUCACACAGGAGUCUCUGCCCCAUGGCGCUUCUUCUGAUCUUCUGCUCUUUGGUUAUUUCUGUGUCUGUUCGAGGCGCUCUUGGAGAAGCCACUCCAGUGACCUGUCUUUUUGGACAAAGCUGCAUUUUGCCAUGCCACACCCAAGGACUUUCUGAAAUCAUGUGGUCCAAAGAUUCAUUUGGUAUUCAGUCAUUCCCCAGAAAUGACAAGAGGCACCAGUAUCACCAGCACAGAAAUUAUAGAAACAGGGCCGAUCUAUUUGACCAAGAGAUUUCCAACGGAAACUGCUCACUGAUAAUAAACAACGUCACACCUCAGGACAACGGCAUUUUUAAAUAUGUAACCAAGAGCCAAAGUGGAGGAGAACAAUAUAAAUAUUUCAAUGUACAAGUGCAUGCUCCAGUGGAGAAGGUGUACAUUGAGCGUUCAGGGACCUCUCUUAUCUGCAGCUCAUAUCGGGUGCACCCCAAACCGGAGUGCGGGCAACUUUUCAAGCUCGAGUGUUGCAGUUUUCCAGGACGACCAGCAUCUCUACUCCAUCAACUGUACCACUCCACUGCUCCACAAUGUCUCGCAACACACCUGCAUGAUCAGCACUCCAUUCAGCUCAAAGGAGGCCACCUAUGAACAGCUGCAGCCUUUGAGUCUGUCUAUUCCCAUUGUGAUCACUGCUCUACUCAUUACUGCACUCGUCACUGCCUUUGUACUCCUAAACUACAAAUGUAAAGAGAACAUUGGGACCCCAGUUUCUGACUCUAAGCUAAAUCCUUCUCAAAGUGUGUCUCAGGACACGCUCCAUGCUGGGAAGUUCAUUUGUGGUCUGCUGGGUCUGUUGUCAGCAUUCCCCCGACACUUCUUUCUGAUCUCCUCCCUGUACCUCCACAGAGAGAUGGCUCAGAACUGGAUCUUCAGCCUUAUCGUCCUGGUCACUCAAGUGGCUGGUCUGAUUUUUGCUGUGGUGAAAACAUUUUUAGUCCAAAGGUUUUCAGCACAAAAGCACACCUGGGGCUGCCUUGUCGUGAUUGUUCUCAUCUUUGUCACAAUGUUAAUUUCUAUUAACCAGCCAAUGGCUGAGGAAAUAUUUUUGGUUAUCAACAUGUGUGCACUGUGGUUGGCUACAUGGUUUUGCUGCAUGAUUGAAUAUAACCUUAGUGUAGAAGUGACUUUGCUGUCAACUCACAGUCAAAGUUUUGCACUUGGUCUGUCAUGUUCUGGGAUUUUAGCAUCAGUUGUUAUGAUCAUUUCUGUGGCCGUUAGAGAAGAUGCAGCUGCCAUUGCCAAUUGCUGUCACUCAUUAGCGAUUCUUGUUUCACUGGCUGCUCUCAUCACCUACACGGUCUUUCAGUGUCUUUUAAACCGAAAGCAUCAAACUAAAGGAGAGGCCAAGGAUGAACAGUUACCCUUAAAAGAUCAAAUAAAUAACAAUGACACAAAGCAGCCACCACAGUCCCCUGAUGCUAAUAGUACAAACUGGACAAGGCACGUUUGCACUUUUUAUGUAGCACUAGUUCCAAUGCUCACUUGUUCUGUGUAUCCUGCCGUUACAGCUGAUGUUCAAACAGCAAGUUCAGGGAUAUGGGCACGUCUUUUUAUGCUUGUGUGCUGCUUUACAAUUUUUAACAUCUGUGACUGCAUUUGCGAGUGGAUUGGUCCGAAGUUGCUUAUGAUUUCCCAGGCUGAUAAGCAUUUUUUAAUUGUAUUCCCAGUUCUUCUUAUCAUUCACACUGGGUUUAUUCCUGUUUUCAUCUUUUGGAAUGCCCAUCCAAGAGCUCACCAGUCCAACAAUGCAGUAUUCCCAGGCAUUAUGAUUUUCUUCUCUUUCUGCCAUGGCUUUUUGUCACACCUUUCAGUGUUGUAUAAGCAGGAAAGCCACUCAGGCCCAGAUAUUUCAAAAGACUUAUGGUGGGCAAUAGGAGGUACAAUAGGUGCUGUGCUUUCGUUUGCAUUCAGAGCGAUAACCUAGUUUAUUGCUCUAAAUUAGAAAAUGAAAUGAAAUGUAGCACCAAAGACUUUAAAACAACAGAAAACUUCAAAAUCAACUUGAACUUUCUGUAUAUAUUUCAAAACACACAGCUGUUUACAUCACAUUGCUGUUGUCUUCUUGAGCAAGACAGUUACAUUGUCUGUCACUGUUUUUAUGCGCUGGAUGAUAGAUCAUUGAGCCCACCCUUCAGUGUUGCUGGGGAAAGGAGCAAGGGACCCAUCUCCAGGGGACCCAUCUCCAGAUCUUGAGCUAGGUUAGGUACAGGAUGUUACCUAUGGUGCACAGGUUGCUCUAUUAACUCUAAAAUACUGCAGCUCAAAGUUUGGCAUUUUAUUUUUUUAACUUUAUAUAUAUAGGGCUCUAUUUUAACGUAUCAAUAUGUAUUUUUUGUGACUUUAUAUUUUUGUAAGAUAAUACUUGAAAUCAAUUUUGGGUUUAUUGUCCUAAAAAGGAAACUGUUGCUUUAAAAGAUAGUGAGACUGAAACGCCUUGAAUGUCAUGCCUUAACUAUUGAGAAAUGUGACUUUUGUAAAGUUUGUGCUGCCUCCAUGGGCCUCUGCAGUGUCACAAAACAAUCGUUUUAGCACUUUUUAAAAACUCGGUUUAGUUUGAUUGUUUGAUUCAUACAUUUAUCUGAACAGGGUCUCUGGUGGUCACAUCAUUUGGAACAUUUGUCAUCAGUUCACACAGUUCUCAGGCUCAUCUCUCAAUCACAAAUAGACAUGAUGUUAAAAUUCAACUUGUUUUUUCAAUACUACAUGGUCACAUGUGGUAAAGGAUGUUUAUCGUCAUGUCACUUUUAAUAUAGAAACUCAAAUAUAACAAAAAACUACAAUUUUUGAUCACCUAAACAACAUCUAUCUAAGAACAAAGGAUUUCACAGAUGAAUCAAACAGGGAGAAGGGCGUCAGCAGAGAGCAGGUUGUGUGAAUGAAUAGUACUGUGUGAUGUGUAAAUGUCUUGAUUUUCCAUAAGACAUACACAUGGCAUAUUGCAAAAGCUAUUUUGAUAUAUUUACUAUUCCAGCAUCUUUGUUUUCUUCAGCGUGAGUAUUUUUAGAAAAUAAAAUACAUCCAUUUAUAAAUAGAUAUAAAAAACACAACUUUUUAAGCCAAAGAUUCAUAUGUGUAAAUCCUGUUAUCAAAUUUUAAGGAAAACUGAAACUCUGCUUGGGGGUCUGUGUGAGCUGUUUUGCAAAUGACAGUUUGUGAUAGAGAAGUGAGUCAAAUUGAUUGAAAAAAAACGUGAAAACCCUUUGUGUUGUGUGUUUGUGCCAUAACAGUGUUUUCUGGAGAGUAUUAGCUCAGAGAUGUUUUACAGUUCAAAAUGUACAAAGCUUUAAAUAUAUAUAUUUAUUCAUUUAAAAUUAUAUCUUGACGUAGGUGUUUUAAGUGAUGGAAGUUUUAUUGCAUUACCCAUUUGCACUAGUUGCACAUAUUUUUUGACGGCAUUUUGUCUUGAUUUCUCCUGACGAACCGAAAUGCAAAAUGGCCAUGGCAAUAAUUGUAGCCUUUUGCAAUCAUGCAAAUGUUUAAGCCAUGUUUUUUUGUUUGUUUUUUUACUUAAGUGUGUGGGACUUUAUAAAGCAAUACCUAUGCCACUCAAUUCUGUGUGUAUAAUGCAAUAUCAAAUGUGAAAAUAUAUUUUGUCAGUGCCUAGAAAUCAUGCGUUUUAAUGUAAAUUAACUGAAUAGUUAGGCCCACUAAAGGUGAGGUAGUGCAGGCAAAACCUAUUUAGCACAAAAUAACAAAAGGUGAUUUUUUUUUUUUUCAUAGACCUAUAAAUGGAACUGGCAGGGCAAGAUUUUCUUUUCUCAAGAGUUUCUUUUUUGUUUUGUUUUUUACUUUUUCAGUCUAGGGCAUUGUCAUGUAUAGUACUGUGUAGGCCUACAUGCAGUAAAGAGUACUUUAAUGGGAAUUAUCAACAUUAAAAUAGUAAUAAAAAAGUUACAAAUC
This is a messenger RNA of Periophthalmus magnuspinnatus, 3969 nucleotides long. Its product is annotated as equilibrative nucleoside transporter 2-like. The coding region runs from base 413 to 1993 and encodes 526 amino acids. Gene Ontology annotation, biological process: thymine transport; adenine transport; hypoxanthine transport. The record is from RefSeq and is a predicted model, not a curated record. Gene Ontology annotation, molecular function: nucleoside transmembrane transporter activity. The transcript has 6 exons. Lineage: Eukaryota; Metazoa; Chordata; Actinopteri; Gobiiformes; Gobiidae. Gene Ontology annotation, cellular component: basolateral plasma membrane; plasma membrane.